GUUCAGCCCUACCGUAAGAUUCGGCCCACUUUCGGAGCAAAUUUCAGGUAGAGGGUCUACUAUUACAUCAUUACGAGAGCCAGGUACCCCCAGUCCGGUAGGACGCUGCCUUUAAGGGAAACUGAUCAAAACUGAUUAUGGCGAAAUAUGCCGAGGCCGGUGCGAAGGAGCCUGAGAUACGUAUCAAAAAAGCCAAGAUCGAAAUCGAUGGCUUAGGAACUUUUGACGAUUGUUCUAUCGUUAAGACUAAAGUGGGAUUCUCACGAUUGGAUGGUGCACCAUUUGAGGAAUUGUUAGAUUUCAAACUCCAGAAGGAGUACAAAGAGGGGACUAUGCAUAUCGGAGAGAUACAACUUCCUGGUUUGGAGAAUAAGGAAAAUCAAGCGCCCGGUCCUUCUUAUUCUGAAGCUGCAAAUUGCAUUCACGCCUGACCACAAGUAAUAGUUGCAUUCGCCAAUACGAUGGACAGGAAGUCGAGCAACAGCAUAGAAAUGCAUCAUACAAUCCGUUCU
Cylicocyclus nassatus is the source of this 512-nucleotide messenger RNA. The record is from the annotation of a GenBank genome assembly. Lineage: Eukaryota; Metazoa; Nematoda; Chromadorea; Rhabditida; Strongylidae.